AUGUUCGUGAAGAAUGGUAUUCAAAGGAACCUCCGCGAAAUGAUCGCAAGUCGAACUAAUUAUGUAUUAUCUAACUCAGAUGAGUUUCUUGAAUACGCUUCUCUGACUUCCGGCAAACUUGUUCACAUUGGUGGCAUAGCAUUGCCACAGGCAACCGAUUUGGAUGAGAAAUUUCGUUCAAUAAUGGAGCGUAGCGACAGCAAAGGUGUGGUCCUAAUAUCCUUCGGCUCAAACGCACCCACUAUUCAGAUGCCAAGAAAUAUUCGACUGGCAAUUCUGAGUGCUGCCUCUGAAUUCCAAGACUAUACGUUCAUUUGGAAAAUCGAUGAGAGUGAUACAGCGCCGGAAAUGACAAAUCUUUUCACUACAAGUUGGAUCCCGCAAUCUGCGCUUCUCGGUAAAAUGUUUUACGUUUUGAAACGAAACGUCCAUUAA
Molecule: messenger RNA, 435 nt
Organism: Ostertagia ostertagi
Lineage: Eukaryota; Metazoa; Nematoda; Chromadorea; Rhabditida; Trichostrongylidae
Source: the annotation of a GenBank genome assembly